Messenger RNA from Carcharodon carcharias (great white shark), 3039 nucleotides. Its product is annotated as G-protein coupled receptor 55-like. Gene Ontology annotation, molecular function: G protein-coupled receptor activity. Gene Ontology annotation, cellular component: membrane. Gene Ontology annotation, biological process: positive regulation of Rho protein signal transduction; phospholipase C-activating G protein-coupled receptor signaling pathway. Lineage: Eukaryota; Metazoa; Chordata; Chondrichthyes; Lamniformes; Lamnidae. The transcript has a single exon. Bases 138 to 1067 code for a protein of 309 amino acids. The record is from RefSeq and is a predicted model, not a curated record.
GGCACAGGACAUGCUAGAAGCUGUAAAUUCAGUAUUCCGAGCCAAUCUCCGAAACAGCGUGACUGCAGGUCUUAACUAAGAAUUAUCAGCCGUUACUUCUUAUAAUACAGGGUCUUGAGUUCAGAUGUCGUGUACCGAUGCACACAACCAAUUUCCAGCUUCUGCUUUCAGCAAAUAUAUGCAUUUUGAACCAUACAACGGACCUUCAAUUCGUGAAGACAUUUCAGCAUGUGGUGCACAUACCAACGUUCAUCCUGGGAGUGAUCAUUAAUUCGGUUGCACUCUACAUACUCUGCAUCAGGUUAAAGAAGUGGAUGGAAUCUACGAUCUACAUGACAAACCUGAUCAUUUGUGAUAUAUUUCUGCUUUUCUCCCUGCCUUUCAAAAUCCACGCCGACAAUGGAUAUGGAAAGUGGCACCUGGGAACAACAUUCUGCAAGUUUGUAGAGUCCCUGUACUUUGUGAACACUUAUGGGACAAUCCUGUUAAUAAUGCUAAUAUCAGUGGAUCGGUACAUCGCUAUCAAGCAUCCUUUUCUGGCACGAACCCUCAGAUCUCCAAAGAAAGCCAUCAUCGCCUGUACUGUGGUGUGGGUUUGUAUCUGGUCUGCAAGCAUUCCAAUUUACACCCAAUCCGAGUGUCAGCAGCAAUACGAAGAAAUAUGUUUCGUAGGUUUUUCUGAGUUUUGGGAAAAAGGUAUAAUCCCCCUGAGUAUGGAAAUCAUAUAUUUAAUUUCUGCAUUUACUGUGAUUUUCUGUAGUAUUCAGAUGAUCAGAACAUUGCAAAGAAUGGAUGAAGAGAGAGACGAUAUAAGCAUAAAGGCAUCUAGGAACAUUAUCUCUUCAAAUCUGGUGACCUUUCUUCUCUGCUUUACACCAUAUCAUGUAGCCAUGCUGCUGUACCUUUUAGCAAGGCAGGAAUAUAUAACAGCUGGUUACCGGACAUCUCUGCGAGCCUUUCUCCAGAUGUCUCAAUGUUUGGCGACUACAAACUGUUGCCUGGAUGGAAUGUACUACUAUUCGAUCAUUAAGGGUUUCUGGAAAUCAAAGAUCAAGAAUACAGUUUGAACCCAUGUUAGAUGAAUUGCAGAAUUCAACUAGAUCAUGUGCCUGGAUCAAAUUAUAAUCAUCUACCACUGGCCUGCAUAUAACAAUGAAGUAGAAAACAAUGGAUACUGGUAAUGAAGCUAAUCGCAUGAUGAACUGACAUGAUAACAGAAUUAAAAAAUAGCUUACCAAUGUUUGGGAUAUAGAAUUUUAAAUGGUGAAAAACAUUAAUUUACUAUUGGGCAGCUACCCAAGAGGUAACAUAUUUAUUUUAUUGGGAUCUUUAUAUUUACAAAGGGCAGCCCAAAAGGCAAAAUUAACAUUUGAUUAUAGUCACUUUAAUAUCAGAACCAGGUUCCAUGUGAACGUUCAAUCAUGAAUGACUGGAAAUACAGGCAUUGGGAAUGACUUUCUUUCAAUUACAGAUGAGAUUUUAGGUUGUAUUUAUACUGAUACUUCUAUAUUGUUGCAAAUUGUUUUGAGUGUGUGCAUAAAGUCAAAUAUUGCCAUUUAACUCAGAGUCAAGCUCGCAGGAGUCCACUUCAUAAUAAUUUUUAGCUUGUAAAAAGUGUAGCCCAAAUUUAUGUGAUUUGGAUCAGAUGUCCAGAAUGGAAGACAUGUCAGAAGAGAUACAAAAUAAAAGGAAGUUUUAAUCAUAAAUAUAAAAUUGUAGAACAGAAGAAUUAAAACAGGGUAAGCAAAAUAACUUAUACAAAAUAAAGGUUCAGAUGGUGCAAAUAGAAGGCAGUUAAGAAUAGGGAAAUGAGAGGCAGCAUGGAAGUAACAAAUUAAAAGUUUUUAUUCAAAUUCUUCACAAAAUGUCUUUUGUAUAUUAAUACGUUUGGGAAGAUAGUAGGAAGCUGUUGAUGCAAAAUUCAAAAUGACGUUUUACAUUGAUAUUUUUAAAGCAGAACCAUGUUAUAUUCAAAUUUAAAAAGACCUUAAAUACACAUGGGAUUCACUUUAAAGACAACGAUUAAACUGAAAGAAAACACUUCUAAUGUUAAAAUAGGAAGAAAGAUUUAUAGUAUGUUCUACUUGAUAGGAAAUAUUCCAGCUUGCACAGGUUCAGAAGUAAAUGUGAUACACAUGUCAUUCAUGUUGGUCUCCUUCUUAAGUAACCUACCCAGAAUGACCUCUCCAGUGGGUCCAUGCCCAGUUUGCUACAAUUGAGAUAAGGAGGGUUUGGUAACCUUCCUACUCCUGCGUGUUGAUGCAAACAGCUAAUUCCAGAUCAAAGAAUUAAUAUCAGCGAGGUUUGAGCCCCAGCUGGAAUGAUGCUUGAUUUGAGUUUAAAAUCAACAGCUAGAAUCAGAAAGGAUGUCAAUCCUUGUGAAGUGAAUCUCUGGAUAUUAGAUCAAGACAUGAGUUAGAAUGGCUGAUUAUUGCUGCUAAGAUAUUCUACCUAUUGCCAAGAGUCUAAUUAAUGAUAUAACAGCCAAAUCAAAGUGAAACUUAUGUGGGACUUCUAGGAUCCACAUUGGACUUUGCUAUUGAAGUGGGUACUCAAAAUCCUGGGUUGCCUUGGGACUAAGAAUAAUUAGCAAAUCAUCCAUAUAUUUGUCACUGUACAUGGCAAGUCAGACGGUGCACCAUUUUUAAGGACUACAAAAUUAUAGUAUUUAAAAUAGGUUGUUGGAGUGUACCCUUUAAGAUUAAAAGGCAUAAUUGUUCUCUCGCUUUGGAAUUAAUGGCAGGUUUGCUUAAGAAUUCAACUUGCAAAUGAGAACCGUAGCUUUGUUUAAUUGACAGGACAAAAAAAUUUUUUUUGGUCAUUGUGGUAUCAAUAUGGUCUCAGUGAUAGGAAAUGUUAGCUGUACUAUUGGGACCAACAUGCAUCCUUCCAGAGGUCAGUACAUCUUAUCUGGGGUAAUCAUGCCUGACAAACUUAUUAGAAUUCUUUGAGGAGGUAACAAGCAGGAUAGAUAAAGGAGAACCAAUAGAUGUAAUAUAUUUGGAUUGCCAAAAGGCAUUCGAUAACGUACAACACAUA